Molecule: messenger RNA, 1553 nt
Organism: Heterocephalus glaber (naked mole-rat)
Lineage: Eukaryota; Metazoa; Chordata; Mammalia; Rodentia; Bathyergidae
Source: RefSeq, a predicted model, not a curated record
CCUCUGCAGAAUGGGGACAACAGAAAUCCCCACCCUUGUCUGGGGCCAACAUGGGCUAAGUGACCGGUACCUAAGCCUCCGGAGCAGAGCUUGGCACAGAGUGCGGCCACUCCCGGCCUCUCUGCAGGACUCUGAGCCCAAGCAGGGGCCUCAGGUGCAUCACGCUCCUGUCCUGGGCCUCGGGUGACUUAGCUGGGACCCAGGUGUCCAUGUGGCCUUUCCUCGGCAGGGUGACAGUCCCCACUGGGCUGCAGGUGGGCAGGUGGUGACACUGCCCCAACCUGUGACCUCACCCCCAGGCACCAUGGAACCCUGAGGCGUCUGUGAGGUCACACAUUCCGCUCCCAGAGAUGCCGCAGCCCGUUGAGAGAGACACAGAGCAUCAGGGUCUGAGGACACUCCAGGUGCCGACACGGAGGCCAGGACAGGGUGCAGGAUCACAGUGGGAGCCAGACACCACACAUCCAACACUUCCACGGGCCCACGACGCCCGGCCUGGCACGGGCCCCACCCUGCUGCCAGGCCGCCAUGGUCUUCGGCUGGCUGCAGCUGCUGCUGCUGGUGACGGUGCUGCCUCAGGGCACGACGGGCAUCAAGGACUGUUUCUUCUGCGAGCUGACCGACUCCAUGCGCUGCCCCGGCACCCCCAUGCACUGCGGGGACGAGGAGGACUGCUUCACGGGCCGCGGGGUGGCCCAGGGUGUGGGGCCUGUCAUCAACAAAGGCUGCGUGCGUGCCCCCAGCUGUGGCCGCGAGGAGCCUGUGAGCUACAUGGGCCUCACCUACAUCCUCACCACCACCUGCUGCUCCGGCCACCUGUGCAACCACGGCCCAAGCCCCACGGGCCACCCGACGGUGACAGCCACCGCCAGCCUGGUGCUGGGCCUGCUGCUGCUCCCACACCUGCUGUGAUCCCAGGCCUGGGACUGGUCUCCCCCCACCUGAUCCCUUCCCCCCAUUAAAUGGCCAGAGGCCCUGGACAACUUCCUGUGGCCCUCGCUUCAUCUGUUUGAGGGCCAUGCGUCAGGAGCUGCGAGCUCAGAGCGGCGCUGUAGUGUACUUUUUGUCUUUUUGUUUUUCUUUUUGUUUUUGUUUCUGGAGACAGGGUCUCCCUUUGUGGUUCAGGCUGGUCUUGAACUCACUGUGAAGCCUAGGCUGGCCUUGAAAUUGCAGCGAUUCUCCGAUUCUCCUGCCUCGGCCUCCCGAGUGCUGGGAUUACAGGCGUACAACAUCACGAUCAACUGUAUUACUGCACUUCGUUGGCUCUAAGAGGCGUAUUUUUUCACACUGGGAUCAAGAUAUUUCUUUCCACUGGUGGCACCUUAGAGCUGAUGAAAUAUGGCAUGAAUGAGCACUGCUUAUGUGAUGGGCCAGGCACCAUGCUCUCUCCGAAACUCCCUUGAGGUUGGGAAGGUGGACACCCUCCACUCCAAGGCACUCUAGGUUAGGUAGCAGAGGUUUUUCUGUGUUUUGUUUCUUUGCAGGCACUAGGGAUUGAACCCAGGGCCUUGGUACUGAGCUACAUCUCCAGCCCUUUCUACUUUUUGAGUCAG